AUGCCCGAAGUGCAUAUUCCUGAUGUGGAAAUUGCGCCGGCGGCAAUUGGAAAGCUCGAUCCUGCGCUUGCCAGAGCUCUCGAGGCACCCACGGACUUUGACUUGACGAUGCCAUCCCUGGUUGCACCAGGAGCAACUGUUGGUAAACUCAAUCCUGCUCUUACCAGAGCUUUGGAAGCACCAGUUGUCCAAGAGGGUGAUGUACCAGCAUUUCAAAUGAUUGGUGAUGUAAAGGUUGCUCCAACCGCAAGUGUUGGGAAGCUUGAUCCUGCCCUUACAAGGGCUCUUGAGGCACCCGUGGUUCAAGAGGGUGACAUACCAGAAUUCCAAGCUGUAGGUGACGUCAAGGUUGCUCCAGGAGCGUCCAUUGGAAGGGGAACACAUGACCCUGCCCUCAGCAGAGCUCUCCAAGGACCUGUGGUUCGGGAGGGUGAUGUUCCAGAGUUCCAGGCUGUUGGUGAUGUGAACGUGGCACCAGUUGGUGUAGGAAGAGGGAAACACGACCCAGCACUCUCAAGAGCCCUGGAAGGACCCGUCGUUCGGGAGGGAGAUGUCCCUGAAUUCCAGGCUGUUGGUGAUGUGAAUGUGGCACCAGUUGGUGUAGGAAGAGGGAAACACGAUCCAGCACUCUCAAGAGCCCUGGAAGGACCCGUGGUUCGGGAGGGAGAUGUCCCUGAAUUCCAGGCUGUUGGUGAUGUGAAUGUGGCACCCAUUGGUGUAGGAAGAGGGAAACAUGAUCCUGCCCUUUCACGAGCCCUAGAAGGGCCCGUGGUUCGGGAGGGUGAUGUUCCAGAGUUCCAGGCUGUUGGUGAUGUGAACGUGGCACCAAUUGGUGUAGGAAGAGGGAAACACGAUCCAGCACUCUCAAGAGCCCUGGAAGGACCCGUUGUCCGGGAGGGCGAUGUCCCUGAAUUUCAGACUGUUGGGAUGUGAAUGUGGCACCAUUGGGCAGGAAGAGGGAAGCAGAUCCUGCCCUUUCAAGAGCCCUUGAAGGA
Molecule: messenger RNA, 995 nt
Organism: Seminavis robusta
Lineage: Eukaryota; Bacillariophyta; Bacillariophyceae; Naviculales; Naviculaceae
Source: the annotation of a GenBank genome assembly